Molecule: messenger RNA, 5031 nt
Organism: Chelmon rostratus (copperband butterflyfish)
Lineage: Eukaryota; Metazoa; Chordata; Actinopteri; Chaetodontiformes; Chaetodontidae
Product: cilia- and flagella-associated protein 47-like
Molecular function (GO): protein binding
Source: RefSeq, a predicted model, not a curated record
AUGUGGUGUCCCAGAGCCUUCUCUCUCCUAAUGGACUCAGUCGUAGACUUUGGCUGUGUUGCUGCCAGCAAAACCAGGCCAAACUACAGCUAUGUUUCCCCAGUAACCAAUGGCAGCAGCCCCGAAGACAGGACAUCUGUCACCCAGCAGAUCCACAGUCAGGUAGGGAUAAUGAAUGCAGUUCCCUGUACCAGCCAGGAGGUGGCAGACUGCAACAGGAGUCUGACCAUUCAGGAGCUCUACCAAGUUGACAUCGGAAAGUUCAAAAGCCAGAUACUGGUCUAGGCCCAGGUCAUCCCUUUUGCUCCAGAGCUGUCCAUCACCCUGCUGCUGCGCCACCCCACCCCCACUCUGCUCACCCAGUCAGGAUCCAGGAGCUCAGCUACCCUUCGAGCCACAGAGAGUGGCAACCAGGUGUUAAAAAAGCACUGCACAGUUUUUGUGUCCCUGGGUACAGUGGAGCCAUACAGCGGAUUGGACUGUGACGUGGUGUGGCAUCCCUCUUUCUCCUCCCCUCCAGACUUUGACAUCUGUGUCCACGAGGGCAAUAAACAUCUGCAUUGUGUUGCUGAGAUUGGAUCCACGAUCAUCCAGCUGGCAGAGAACCUGGUCAUAUUUGGAUCAGUGCCUCUCAGAACUGCAUCCUAUUUCCAGUUUUACGGGGUCUAUACUGUAUCUCAAUGAGCAGUACCGCUCACGCUGGCAAACCGCCUGUCAGCCACAGCCCUGGUCACCUUCGACCUGUCAGAGCACACAGACUUCGCUCUGCAGCUCCCUCAGCAUAUACGAGAGAAGGAGCCAGGUGUGGGUGUUGUGUAGGUCCAGGGCAACCAGACAGUCGACUGUUCCCUUGUCUUCUCCCCCACACAGGAAAUGAUGGCCAGUUAUGACCUUGACCUGCCACUGGUGGUCAACAGAGAAAGAUGUCCCACUGCUUCUUGUUGCCUUUCCCAACUCUGUCCACCUCCCCCUCCCUCGCUGUCAUCUGGCUGCAGGAAGCAUGUCGUCAAACCUCUUCCCAAGUCUGUCACCAUGGCGACAUCAUUGUCACAGCGCAUACAGGCCACAGUUGUAUGCACAUUUCCACUAGAAAUGUCCCCCACUAGCCUUCUGUUCCACGUGGAAACUCUGACACCACAGCCCGAUGCUUACACUCAGACAGUGGAGCUGAAAGCAGUGUGUGAGGAGAGUGUGUUUUGGCAUAGUGGUGUCGGGGAGCGUGUGAACUGGUGGUUCGACUGCAGUGCAAAAGCAGUAUCAACAGAGGACAGACAAGAGGGAGAGCUUUGUAUGGUGUCUCCCUCAUCGGGCAGUCUGGGGCCCAGCCAGUCCAUCUGCUUAGUGGUCAGCAUCCCUGAUCAGAACAGGACUGGGUCUGGAAGAGUGAUCAAACUGUCCCUCUCUCUUUACCUGGGAGACAAUGGAGGGAAGGGGAUAGGCAGAGAGGAAGCCUAUCAAGAGCUGCCAUUCACUAUUACUCUUCAGCUUCCUUGUAUCAUCAUCCACCCCCCUGAAAUCCUCCUUACACCAGUACCCCUGAAAAAACACACACUUACCCUGCUGGCCUUAGGAUAUCCUCGGUUUAAGAUUAAGUUGCUUGUUAUCACUGACAGCUGUCUGUUGACAGUGUGGCCCUUCACGACCCUGCAACGCUCCGAGCGGCAGAUAGUUCUCAAGACCGUGUUGUGGCAAAGAUUCAAACAAACCAUUCCAAUGGACAAACCAAGCAAGUCAAAAUAUAGUCUCCAGACAUUUUCCAGUGAUACAGACCAGCGUACCAAUCAGAUGCUACAACAACAUGAAGCUGUACUUGCUUUUCUCAGGGUGCAGGGAGCCUGUCUUUGUCACAUCAGGCCAGUAUACUUGCUAGACAUACAGGAGUAUUAGUAAACACACUGGUGCUCUCUGGUACUGAUAAACAUGCACAUUUAGCAGUUUGGUCGUAGACCUACAACAUGUAAAUUUAAUUGCAUGUCCUCUAAAUUAAUUUUUGGAGCAUUUGGAGAUGGAAAACUGUUGCUGUAGUGUUGCCACAUUGCAAAUAUCUAUUAAUCCAGGGAGCUCCAGUUGCUUGCAUGGCUCAGCAUGCACUACCAGAACACAAGGACGACUGUGUGGAGAACAGGUGGUGUCCCAUCAGCAUGCUGGAUAGUGAAAUUUGACCUGGACUUGACAGAUGGAUUGUUGCCCGCAGCUCUCCUUGCUGCCUACUGCCCUUACCUGGUCAGUAGGAGGUACAGAAGGAUGUACAACACAACUAGCAGCCUGGAGCAGAUCAUUCACAACAACAUCAUGGUGGCCCAGGAAUUCAGUACCCUUGGUGCAAGCAUCGAUGGCCCGCCCACAGAGUUGUCAGACCCCAACCCAGUGCAGAUGUUCAUGCUGUGUGUGUGUCACCUGCAUAAGAGGCUGCCUCAGUAUCUGCCCCUACCCCAUCUUCUAAGCCUGUCAUAUACCAGGCCUUCUUUACCAGGCGGAUCGACUGUCACCGUUCCUCCACAUGCGAGCACUGAACUGACCAUCCAGUUCAGCUGCUCCUUCGUGGAGGCCAGGGAGGCAGUCCUUGUGCUCAUUCCCAGCUCUCCUUUUGGCCUGCGCGGCACUACCCUCGCCUUCAGUCUGAAGACCGAUGCCAGUCACAUCACAUCCGCAAACACUGUCAAGUGCAAGUCUCCAUGCUGCCAGCUGAAGGUCAUCCAAGUGGCCAUAACUAGCCCUUUCAACAGAAAAGCUGUGGUCAGGGUGGUGCUGGUGGAGCCUCCAUUCAGUCUGACAGUGGGAGAUAUAGUCCGAGUGAUAAAGGCAACAGCAGACGUGCCUUUUCCUUCCCCUCUAACUGUCAGGCCCAGUCCUAACAUAGUCUUCAUCACCAGCAAUUCUAUAGACCCAGUUAUGUGUGUAUCAGUACAAAGCCUACACUGCCAGGUGGGGCAGGUGUGUGAGGAGAUGAUGCCGCUGAUCAGUAUGGCCUGGGAGGCAGCUCUGGCCAUCUGGGGUCAACACAGCAUGAGUGCAGAUGAACGCAGGAGGUCGAUGCUGAAAUACACUUUGUAAGCAUCCACAGCUGCUUGCAAGCUUCUGAAACAACCAGUAAUUCUGCUGAGAGAAGUUCAGCACAGUAGAAAAAUAUAAUAAAGUGCAACGGUUUCUUUGCCAUAACACUUUACCCAGUACUUUUAUAAUACCUACAGUAUAAAAGAAGACACCAACAUACCAUGGGAGAAUCCAGCAGAUGGUUGUCAUGUCGACAUCCUCUUGUGGAUCCAGGCAGACUCUGUGUGGCAGUUUGCAUGUCUACAGGCUAGAGGCGCUGGUUACAGGUAAAUACCAGCUGUUAUCAGAGCUUAAACCUCCAAAUGGGGGGUAUCCAUCCACUUGGACCUCCGUUUGCCUGCUCACCGUUCAGUCACGCAAGACAUACCACUGCACAAUGAGAUCCAGCGAGACUAGAAAAUGCAGGCUGAGUUGUACAGUGAAGGCUUCUCUGGCCCAAAGAAUGACUGCGAUGGUACCGAGCACGUGCUUACCCUUAGAGGAGUGGGAGAGCACCCCCUGCCUGUGGACCAUGUGGUAUUACACUGCCCUGCAGGUCAAACCACGCACACUCUGGAUCAUCCCGACUACAGCAAGAACAAACUCACUCUCAAGAUGGUUGCAGACCUGUCUGUUGUAAGUGGCACCUCCUCCCUGAAGGUUAAAGCUGGUGGCAGUGCUCCGUACACCCUGGCUGUGUCACCAUGGAAAUGAGGAAAACAGACAGGUCAGUUUGCAUUUCUAGAAAGUGAUGACGGCCAAGAGGCAGACAAACACAAAGGUAUGCUUAGUAACUCAGUUGCCAUAGAGAUCCCUAUCAGUAACCUGCAAGGAGAGCGACUGAGGAUGGAUGUGUACCUGGAAGGUGAAGUCAACAGGGUUUCAGUUCCCCCAUGGGAGACUCUCACCUACAAAGCUACGUUCUCCCCUGGCAGAGUCGGGGAGAGCACAGGCAGGGUGUUGUUCCAGUCAGAGCUGGUGGGGGAGGUCUGGUAUCGACUAGAGCUUUUUACUCUUCCUCCAGCAGUCAUCCCACCACCACAAGCCUGCUGUCAGCUGGGCAAGUACACCAACACACCAACGCAUUGCUUUGUUGAGCUACUUGUAGCCAACAGUAACCCCAGAAACUACACACCGCAAGUUGAUUCAGGAAGUACUCUUAUUGUUGAGCCCCACUCCUCCACCCAGCUUGGUGUCCAUUUCAGUCCUUCAUCCAUUGGAGAGGGGAGCCACACAACAAAGAUCACUUUCACGUGCCCUGAGUUGCAGGAAUGGUCUGUGUUGUUGAGUGGACGUGGCCUUAACCCAGAGAGCGAGGAGCCCCUGUGCAUCUCUUCCCUGAUUGGCUCCAACGCCUCCCUAGCUGUUCCCUUCGUGAACCCCGCUGAGCUCCCAGUCGUUCUCGAUAUCACGCUCACAGGACCCCCGAGCUGACAUCAAGUCACGACAGACAAGGAGAUCUUCCUUAUCCCUCUGAGCCACACUGAAGGUGUACAAAUCAGUGAAGGGAUUGGUUUUUAUGUGCCCGAGGUGUUUGCUCCUCCCGCUGUGGAGCUACAGCAGCCCUGGCUCUGCAUCACUAUGAAGCAGCAGCCCGCUGCUUUAAGCAAUAGCACCUUUGGUACAAACAACGUGAGGUCAGGGCAGGAAUUGACAACCAUCUGUUGGAUUUACCCUCUCCGUGGGAUUCCUGUGGAAGUGCCUAUUGAGAACUCACCACUUGGCAUGGUCCAAUGUGAAAUGGGCUGCCAGCUGGAAAGGAAGGUGGAUAUACUGCUCACUCAAUGUGUGCCGGGGAAUCAGGACCGGAAAGGACAAGAAGGUUCACAAGUGACGAUGGAAGACUUCCUGUGCGACAGCGAAGCAGAGCACUCUGAGGUGGAGGACUGCCUUUCUGUCUGCAUCGAGGCGGUGAGGAGGGACCCUGAGACCGGCAUCGCAACACUCACCCUUGAUGUAGUCUACACUCCCCUCAGGCCAUGCAGGUUACAGUACUGA